Molecule: messenger RNA, 507 nt
Organism: Ilex paraguariensis (yerba mate)
Lineage: Eukaryota; Viridiplantae; Streptophyta; Magnoliopsida; Aquifoliales; Aquifoliaceae
Source: the annotation of a GenBank genome assembly
AUGGAGGAAAGUAAAGCAUCAGGCAGGCUUAUAUGUUCAAGCACAGUAGCACAUUGGUCAGAGAUCAUUGAGAUGCUAAAGACCAAAUAUCCAAUUUAUCCAUAUGAAGACAAGUGCAGCAGUCAAGAAGGAGACAACAACCCACAUAGCAUAGGCAGCAGCAAGAUUCUUCAGCUGGGUCUCCCGGCUUUAACAACACUUGAUCAAAUGUUUGAUGACUGCAUCAAAAGUUUCCAACAGAAGGGAUUUCUUUGAAGGUCAACAUAUCUUCUGCAAGUUCAUUCAGCUAAUUGGGCUGUAGUUUUCUACAUUAUUAGAUUGUGUUGUACAAACUAAAAACAUAUGGAGCAGACUUAUAUGAAUGUUCCGGCAAUUGGGAAAAGAAAAUUCAAUAUUAUAUUGAGUUGUAGGUGAUGUCUUUGCACCAAAACUUUCUAAAACUGUGCUGUAUAUUGUCUGUUCUAGUCAAACGAAACAUUUUUAACUGCUUAGGGAACUCAAGUCAAU